This is a messenger RNA of Anneissia japonica, 5505 nucleotides long. RefSeq names its product WASH complex subunit 5-like. Lineage: Eukaryota; Metazoa; Echinodermata; Crinoidea; Comatulida; Comatulidae. Bases 160 to 3489 code for a protein of 1109 amino acids. Gene Ontology annotation, biological process: actin filament polymerization; endosome fission; endosome organization. Gene Ontology annotation, cellular component: WASH complex; endosome. The transcript is spliced from 24 exons. The record is from RefSeq and is a predicted model, not a curated record.
ACCAAUCACGAGACGAGAUUGUUUAUCGCUGCAGCGCAUCAUGUAGUGUGAUAUAAUGGAGGCGCUGUGGUGCUUGUUUUUCCAAAUCCGAGUCCAGUUUUAAAAGUUAAAGAUUUUAUUAACUUCCAUUCAAAUAUACAAUUACACACAAAGAAAAUCAUGGCAGAUUUCUUAGCUGAAAAUAAUGUGUGUGGACAGAUUGUAGUAAAACUGGUGUCGCGUGGAAAUGCUAUCAUCGCUGAACUCCUCAGAUUAGCGGAUUUUAUCCCACCAGUCUUUCGUUUAGAGACUAAACAAGAUCAAAUGAAGUACUCCGAAAUUCUCUUUGAUUUUAAUUAUUUCAAGGGGUCUGAUUUCUAUGACAACAAGAUCGAUUCAAAACCAGAACUUCAAGACUUAGAUGAGGAAUUUCGUGAGAAUAAUCUUGAUAUACUACGAAGAUUUUAUUUAGCAUUUGAGAGCAUCCACAAAUAUAUCACAGAUUUGAACAGGUUUCUUGAUGAUUUAGACGAUGGCGUUUUCAUUCAGCAGACUCUAGAGAGCGUCCUUUUAAAUGAAGAUGGAAAACAACUUCUGUGUGAAGCUUUGUACUUAUAUGGAGUUAUGUUAUUACUGGUUGAUAUGAGAAUAGAGGGCAUUGUCAGAGAGAGGAUGCUCGUCUCCUAUCAUCGUUAUAGUGCCGCUCGUGCUGCAGUUGAUUCGAACAUGGAUGAUGUGUGUAAGCUGCUUCGAAGCACUGGGUUUUCCACUCAUCCAAGUGCCAAAAGGGUGCCUAACUACCCAGAAGCCUUCUUCAGCCGCAUACCUGUUAACAAAAUGUUUGUAAACAUGGUGAUUGGUCGAUUGCGGUCGGAUGACAUUUACAAUCAGAUCUCAGCCUAUCCUUUACCCGAACAUCGUAGCACCGCCCUGGCAACACAAGCUGCCAUGUUGUACGUUAUUCUUUAUUUUGCUCCGGACAUCUUGUCAUCACAACAAUCAAAGAUGCGUGAGAUUGUUGACAAACAUUUUCCAGAUAAUUGGGUAAGAAAUUUCCUUUUCUUCUCAUCCAACAGUUGCCUACUAUUUUCGCAACAUUAUUCACCAAACUUGAUGCUAUUAGUGCUACAAAUUGUUGGUAUCUUGAUGGAUACUUCUUGCCCUAUAAGUUUUAAUUGCUGGGAUACCAAUAAAAAGUGCUUCAGAGUGAGGGAACAAGUUUUGUUUGAUUCAAAGUUUAGUCAUCAGAUGCUGUUUGAGCUCCUCCUUGAUACUGCUCAACUUGAGUUCAAACUAAAGGAGAUGUUCAAGAAAAUGUUGAUAGAGAAACAGCAGAAAUGUCAGGAUUACCAAAAGGAAGGACGAGAGAGAAUGGAGGAAUUAGGAGAUGUUUUCUCAGGAACUAAACCCCUUACAAGAAUUGCCAGGAAUGAUAAUCUUAAGAUGUGGUUCAGUGAAAUGGCAAAGCAGAUUGCGUCGUUGGAUUAUGAUGACUCCACAUCAGCUGGCCGUAAAAUUGUUCAACUGAUUCAAGCCCUAGAGGAGGUCCAAGAGUUUCACCAGCUAGAAGCAAAUCUGCAGGUGCGCCAGUUCCUGGCAGAGACUCGGAAAUACCUUCACCAGAUGAUCCGAACCAUCAAUAUCAAAGAGGAUGUCCUAAUUACUAUGCAGAUCGUAGCUGACUUGUCAUAUGCCUGGGAGUUAAUUGACAGAUAUACAAAUUACAUGCAGGCAGGAAUUAAGAGCAACCCAGCACUGGUCACAAAACUAAGAGCCACAUUCUUAAAGCUUGCCUCUGCUCUUGAUUUACCGUUGCUACGUAUCAAUCAAGCGCAAAGCCCUGAUCUUGUCAGCGUCUCACAGUACUACUCCGGAGAGCUUGUGGCGUAUGUCCGUAAGGUUCUUCAGAUCAUCCCUCGAACAAUGUUUAGCCUGCUGUCGCAAAUUAUCCAACUGCAAACCAACUCAAUCAAAGAGGUUCCUACUAGGCUUGAGAAAGAUAAAUUGAGGGACUAUGCACAACUUGAUCUUAGAUAUGAGGUUGCUCGCUUAACCCACUCAAUCUCAGUAUUUACAGAGGGAAUUCUGAUGAUGAAGACUACAUUGGUUGGGAUAAUUAAGAUUGAUCCUAAGCAGUUACUUGAAGAUGGCAUCAGGAAGGAGCUUGUCAUGCAAGUUGCAUCAGCGCUCCACAGCGGCCUCACAUUCAACUACAAAAACAAGCAAGGAGAGUUGGUAUCGAGAUUGGAAAGUCUCGGCGCUAGGAUGGAUGGCUUUGUGCGGUCUUUUGAAUACAUUCAAGACUAUGUCAAUAUUUAUGGGCUGAAGAUCUGGCAUGAGGAAGUGUCGCGCAUAAUUAAUUACAACAUUGAACAAGAAUGCAACAGUUUUCUGAGGACCAAGGUUCAUGAUUGGGAGAGUGUCUACCAGUCCCCAACGAUUCCUAUCCCACGAUUCCCACCAGUGGAUGUGUCCAUUAAUUUCAUGGGGAGACUUGUCAGGGAGAUUCUACGAAUGACAGAUCCAUUAACAACUUCUUUCAUUGACCAAAUGAACACCUGGUAUGAGUUGAAAAACAAGACGGAGGUUCUUGAUAAACGUGUCUUUUCUAAAAUGCAGCAAAGUAUCGGUACAUGUGGUUUGACAGGUGUUGAUCGACUUCUCUGCUUCAUGAUAGUUCGUGAACUGCAAAAUUUUUUAGCGAUAUUGGAACGAGGCGUACUCCGUGAUAAGCAGUGGCUUGAUAUGUUUGGCAAUCUCAUGAAAUCACUUAAUCCUGUGCGAGGAUUAGUAGCUAACCCUGGAAAGCAUUAUGCCCAGUUUGUCAACAAAGCCAACAAGAUGUGGCAACCUUUCAUCAUCAUGGUGCUGAAGGUCGGUCAGAUGCAGUUGCUACGGCGACUUAUUGCCAACGACCUCAAGUUCUCUUGCAAGUUUGAUUCUAAUUUCCUGUCAAAUGGUUUGGAAACCAUGAACAAGGGUUUGUUGAAGGAUGUUGAGGCCCACUACCAAGAUCCCACACUGCCAUACCCCAAAGAAGAUAAUCCUUUGAUGUACGAAUUGUCAUCUUACCUGGAAUCAGCUGGCUUCUGCCAACCACUUGCAAAGAUUUAUAUCACAACAAAGAGGGUACCAUAUCUUUCCCUGAUAACUUUCCUAUUCGUGACAUCGCAGUUACCAAAACUUCAGUACGUCAAGUCAGUAGGAAGUAUGGUUGCUAAGCAAAUUAAGGAUCCUAUUGAUGGUCCACCAUUCAUUGCUGGAACCAUUACUCUUCUGAAACAGUUCCAUUCAGAGAACACUGAUCAGUUCUUAGCACUACUUGGCCAGUAUGUCAGGUCUCAUGUUGAAGCUGCAGCUACUGUAUCAAAGACUCCUGAACUGCCUGUCGAGGCCAUGAAUGUCUUGGCAUUCCUUGAUGACUUUGUCCACUAUGGGUCACUGCCUAGGAAGAUGGUUGAGGCUCACAUACCAGCUUAUAUUUUUGAUGAAUUCAAAAGCAAUUGCUAAUGAUCUCCAAUAUUCAAAUUCAGUGUAUGUAGUUAUAGUUCAAGUUUAUUAAAUAUGAACAUAAAAGGUAUUUAUAUUCCAAGGACUGUGAAUCUCCAGCAAAUUAACAUAUGUUUUAGAAAGCUUUGUUAUAAGCAAUAGCCAGAUGUUUAUACUGUUUUUCACUGGUCAGAGUCAAAAACAGACAGUAGCUAUUGUUACACCACUCUGAAACCAAUUCUUAAUUCCAGUUGGAUUAGGAAAUUAACAAAAGUUGGUUUCAGACUGGUGUAACAAUAGCCACUGCCUAAAAAAACAAUUUCAAACAGCCAUUCUUAAUAUAAGUCAGGAAUCCAAGUUGGAAGUUCCUUCUGGGAGAUCUGCUUAAAUGAGCCGACGCUUUCAACUCGCGUGAAUGAAUUCGCAAGUGGAAAACAGGCUUAAAGUAGGAAAAACAUGCAAAUAUUUUGAAUUUGCAGGAGAUAGGUUAUUUUCUGGGAGAUUCUUGCUUGCGGGAGGCUGUCAAGAUUUUUCUAGGAGACUUGGUCUCCUGAUAAGUGAUUGAUUGUAGCCUUUUUUAUCAUUUGAUAAGCGGUCUAAGAUAGUCAUCUUUUAAGGUGCAAAAUGAUUGACUUUUUCUCUGAUUGGGGUAAGGGGGUCCUGUUUCCAAGUGGACCAGUGAAAUCAAGCAUUUACAACAAAAUAAGGAAUCAAGGAAAAUUUAUUGUCGAAAAUAAUCUUUAAUGAAUUGAAUUUAGCAUGUUUGUAGCUAAGAAAUUACAGUAAUUAUAUAUAUAAUAAUCAGGAAAACAGAUUUUAUUUUAUCCAGAAAUGUCUGCAUAUUGGACCAAGAGUAUUUUAUGGUAAAUAUUUAAAUUUUACCAUGAUUUUAACAUGAUUUUUUUAAAGAUCAUGUUAUGAUGCAAUAAUAAACAAAAUAUGUUUAAUAAUUAAUGUCACAAAAUAAAUGUUUUAUUUGAUGUUAAUGUUUCUGUUAUUCAUUUGUGUUCACGCACAAUACUGUGCUGUAAUUUUUCCAUAUAUUAUGGUGCUGUAGCCCUGGUGGUUUAAGACACCUGCCUUUCCAUCCAGGGGCUUGGGUUCAAAUCCUGCAUUGCACCAGGCCUUUUACUCAUGGCUCAUACAGUCACUCAUUGUUGAAUGAGAAUAAAAUAAAUAUCUACAGUAUUCCUAUUGCCAAUACCUUUCAACCUUAUUAGUCAAUUUUGUGUUAUGUUUUUUGUAUCAUGAACUUAUAAUGCAAAUGUCAAUUAAAUUGCUAUCUUACAGAUCUGCAUUGAUAUACUAAUACACAUACAACAUACAUUUUGCAUAUGUACUAGUUAUAUUACACGGUACGGUUACGAUAUUGAGUUGUUUAAAAUUACAGAUGUCUAUGCAGCCAAUGCUCCUUUGUACUGUAUAUUGCACCGAUAUUGCAUAAAUAACAUCGUACCAAAGAAAAAUGGUAAUUUGUUCCAUAGUAUAAUAGGGAAGUCACUGAUUCAACAGUUCAGACAGAAAAUUCUCACAAUAUAUGUAUAUACAUCAGAAUUUUGAAAUGGUAAAAAAUUUGAAAUAUAUAAAUACUAAUACAGUAAUUAAUAAAUAUCAAACUUAACCAAGAAACAGCCUAAAAGCAGAACAAUGAUGAAAGGAGCUAUAGCUUGGUAUAGAAUUACAUAGUACACAGUAACUUUCUUCUCCCCUAAUCUUCGUGUCUGAGCUACCCGGUAGAAGAAGCUCAUCUCUGAGUCCUGAGUUUGAUUCCUGUCAGUGAGAGGUUUUUUAUCACAGCUAAAAACUCCACUCUCUAAGCCUGAUAAUGUCUGUACAAUACUUGGCCUAUGCAGCAUACAGAGUUUCAUAACUUGGAAUUGUAAACAAAUUGGUGUCUUGCCAAGUUCUGCAGACAGAAAAGAAGGUGGAUAGAUAAAACGAGGGCGUUUAGGGGAUGAUGGUUUCCUCCUGCAGACAGUGGAGUGAAACAACUAGAUAGAGACCGGAAUUAUAUAUACACUGCCUUAAAAAAAAAAA